Messenger RNA from Symbiodinium pilosum, 1074 nucleotides. The record is from the annotation of a GenBank genome assembly. NCBI's taxonomy places the organism in Eukaryota, Dinophyceae, Suessiales, Symbiodiniaceae.
GAUCAGCAGCGAAGUAACUUGGACUCGCUGGUCCGACGUGAGCAGCACUUAGCCGAGCAGUAUCAGAAGAACAAGCCUCUGAUGUUCAUCGGGAAUGCGUAUCAGAAGACACAUCCUCAGAAGGCCAUUGCACCUGGGCAUCGAGAUGCAGAUGCUACAGUAGUGUCUCCUAUGCUCCUCGGUUGUGCAGACGGCGUGUCUCAGAUCGAGGAGUACGGCCUGGAUGCAUCAGAACUUCCAAGAGAGCUUCUUGACUGCUGCGAGGAGCAAGCCAUGUCUCUGCUAGUGCCGGAUCAAGCUGGCAAGAUCUCGGGCAUGUACAAGGGGCCCAUUCCUUUGAUGCGCGAGGCAUUCGAGAACACAGAGAGCUUGGGCUCAACCACCGUGUGCCUUUCCGUACUGGACAACAGUACACGGAUCCACGGCAAGCUGCAUCCCAUGAUGGCCAUCAUCUCUAUAGGCGACUGCGAGCUGAUGGUGCUCCGGCAAAGCAUGUCCAAUGGCAGACUGCAGUAUGAGACGGUGUUCAAUACAGAAAUGCAGCGCAUCGGCGGGAACUGCCAGUGCCCGCUGCAGGUCUGCCGCGUGGACGGCAGAAUCGACGCUAGCUUCGACGAGAGGAUGACCAUUGAGGUAAUCGAGAGAGGAAGCGCCGUUCACAUGUCCUUUGCGAUGCAGGGCGACCUCGUAGUCAUUGGCAGCGAUGGCGUUUUUGACAACCUCUUCAAGGAUGAGGUAGUUGCGAUCAUCAACCAGAUGAUUCCGCGACCCUCCACUCCUGGUGAAAAGUUUCGGCCACUGAACAAGGCCUUCAUGGGAGAGGUUGCGAGAUACAUCGUGGAGGCCUGUCACAUGAAGACAAAGGCAGACCUUCGCACCGGCAAAUAUCCCGACACGCCCAUUGGCAAGGGCGGAAAGCGCGACGACACCUGCUGCGUUGUCGGCGAGGUCGUGGAGUGGACGGAGAUGGACUGCAUGUACUGGGAGGGCGUUCAGAGGCGGAGGAGAAUGAAGGAGCUAGUGACCUGCGGUGGGGCCGACACCUCGGAGCUUGACAUAGCUGGAUCUUUAUAG